AUGUCUCAGCAAGCAAACAUCCACGUCGUCAAGAAAGACAACAUCACAGAGCAUGCCACGGUUCCCAUCUCUUACUCUACCCCGUCUCUCGAAGAUGGUUCCAUUCUAAUCCGCUCCGCUCUCGUUUCCCUUACGGCCAACAACCUCUCCUAUGCUCACUUAGGCGCCGUUCUCAAUUGGUGGGAUGCAUACACCGUACCAAGCUCCCUCCCAGCUCCCUACAGCGAUGACUCUCAAUACGGCAUUGUGCCUGUAUGGGGAUACGCAGAGAUCUUGGAGAGCAAAAUCAGUGGCUUGACUCCAGGACAGAUCCUCUUCGGCUUCUGGCCCAGCCAUGACUUGCCCGUCGCCUUACGCCUGAAAUCGGCAGACGAUUGCCCUGGCCAUUUCAUUGAGAUCACGGACAGCAGACAAAAUUUGAUGAAUCUAUACAACCGCUACAUCCUUCGCCCGGAUAUAACACCUUCGUCUGUGUCAGCUUCCACGCCCCAGACAGACUCCCUCGCCUGGCAGUCAAUCUUCCUCGGAGCAGGCCGCUACAUCUCACGCUAUGUCUUUGGCUCGCCGCCCAUCCACCCUGGCCUCGGGAGCCUUCCUUGGACUGCCGAAGACGCAGACAUGUCGCAGGCCGUGAUCGUGAGUCUUUCGGCUUCGGGCAAGACGGCGAGGGUGUUUCAAGACGCUUUGGUUGGGGAGAGAGAGGACAAAGAUGGUCCUUUGGGUUGGAUAGGUGUCACGGCAGGGAAUGGAAAGGGGUUGAUUCCUCAGACGAAAAGAUUCGAGACGAAGAUAGUUGGCUACGAAGACAUCACGAGUGAAACUCUGAUGAGAUGGAUCGAAGGGCUGAAGCCCAAGAGACUCAUCAUCAUCGACUUCGCAUCGCGCGGCACCUCCCUCCAGACUCUCAUGACAACCCUCCAAUCCACCCCUUCGCUCGGUUCCCUCCCACUAACAAUCAUCGGCGUCGGCAGCGAAAGUAAACCCCAUAAACCCUCUGACGUCACCGCCACGUUGCAAUCGCGUGCGAAAAUGCCGAAUCGAGUCCAGAUGAACAUGUCUGGGAUUCGAGACCGAGCGAUCGAGUUGCUGGGGGCAGAGAAGGUUUUCAGGGAGGGACAAAAAUAUUGGGAGGGAUUUAUGAAGAGAGGAGGCGUGGAAGGGAUGAGGCUGGAAUGGGGGAGCGGUAUUGGUGGGAACGAGGGGAUCGAAGGGGGUUGGACGAGGUUGUGUGAGCAGGCUGUGCCGUCGGAUGUCGGGAUGGUGUUCAGGGUGUAG
Zasmidium cellare ATCC 36951 is the source of this 1275-nucleotide messenger RNA. RefSeq lists its product as uncharacterized. The transcript has 2 exons. The record is from RefSeq and is a predicted model, not a curated record. Bases 1 to 1275 code for a protein of 424 amino acids. Lineage: Eukaryota; Fungi; Ascomycota; Dothideomycetes; Mycosphaerellales; Mycosphaerellaceae.